AUGCCAGGUGGGCUCUUCCAGUCCUCGUCGCCUUCCACCAUGAUCGUCACCAGCACUCCGGCUGCCGAUCUCGCCCUCACCAACCUCGCCUACUGCUGCCCCUCCGAUCUCCACCACUUCUCGGUCCCCGGCAUCGAGUUCUCCAUCGCCUCCGGUAUCCGCCCUGGUCACAUCGCGCUGAAUUCUGUUCAACGUCGCCAUGCGAGGGUAACGACUGGCGACUCGAUCCCUGUUAGCAGGUUUGUGGCGCCGGAUGAUUUCGAUCUGGCGUUGCUCACGGUUGAGUUAGAGUUUGUCAAGAGAGGAACCAAAAGUGAACAGAUUGAUGCUGUUCUACUGGCUAAUCAACUGCGGAAGAAGUUUAUCAACCAGGUUAUGACGGUAGGGCAAAGGGUAUCAUUUGAAUAUCAUGGGAACAACUAUAUCUUCACAGUCAAUCGAGCGGAGGGACAAGAAAGGUCAAAUGCUCCCGAAAGUGGAAUGAUCUCAAACGACACAUAUAUCGUCUUUGCAGCAUCGAAUGCUAGCGGAAUAAAGGUAGUCAAUCAACGUGAAGCUGCCAGUAGCAACAUAUUUAGACAGAAGGAAUUUAACCUUCAGUCCCUAGGCAUUGGUGGCUUGAGCGCAGAGUUUACAGACAUAUUUCGAAGGGCUUUUGCCUCUCGUGUUUUCCCUCUACAUGUGACUAGCAAGCUUGGUAUCAAUCACGUCAAAGGUAUGCUGCUCUAUGGGCCUCCCGGCACUGGCAAAACCCUAAUUGCUCGUCAAAUAGGGAAGAUGUUGAACGGCAAAGAACCAAAGAUAGUCAAUGGUCCUGAUGUGUUGAACAAAUUUGUUGGUGAGACAGAGAAGAACGUUAGAGAUUUAUUUGCUGAUGCUGAACAGGAUCAGAGGACUCGCGGCGACGAGAGUGAUUUGCAUGUCAUCAUUUUUGAUGAAAUUGAUGCUAUAUGCAAGUCACGAGGAUCAACAAGAGAUGGUACUGGCGUUCAUGACAGUAUUGUAAACCAGCUACUCACAAAGAUUGAUGGCGUAGAGUCACUGAAUAAUGUCAUGCUUAUUGGAAUGACCAACAGAAAAGAUCUUCUUGAUGAGGCUCUUUUGAGACCAGGACGCUUGGAUGUACAAGUUGAGAUAAGCCUUCCUGAUAAGAACGGCCGCUUGCAAAUCUUUGAGAUCCACACGAACAAGAUGAAAGAGAAUUCUUUUCUUGCUCCUGAUGUCAGUCUUGAGGACCUUGCUGCCCGUUCAAAGAACUAUAGUGGUGCAGAAAUUGAAGGCGUUGUGAAAAGUGCGGUAUCAUAUGCUCUGAAUAGACAAUUAAGUCUCGAUGAUCUUACGAAGCCUGUGGAUGAAGAGAGUAUCAAAGUCACUAUGGACGAUUUUUUGAAUGCGCUCCAAGAAAUUGUCCCUGCAUUUGGAGCCUCCACAGAUGACUUGGAAAGAUGCAGGCGCAAUGGCAUGGUGAAUUGUGGUGAUCGACAUCAGGACAUAUAUGAGAGCGCAAUGCUAAUGGUUGAGCAAGUUAAAGAGAGCGAAGGAAGUGCGCUCGUUUCUUGCCUCUUGGAGGGUCCAAGGGGCAGUGGUAAAACUGCUCUGGCAGCUACAGUUGGCAUCGAUAGUGAUUUUGCAUACGUUAAAAUUGUCUCGACAGAAACUAUGAUUGGACUAGUACCCGAGAGCUCCAGAUGGGCACAUAUUAUGAAGGUUUUCGAGGAUGCAUACAAAUCUCCAUUGAGCAUGAUCAUCCUUGAUGACCUUGAAAGGCUUCUAGAAUAUGAUCCCAUUGGGCAUCGAUAUUCAACUCUGUUACAUCAUAAAGUGUCAGCACUUUUGACGCGUCUUCCUCCAAAGGGAAGGAAGCUGCUCGUGAUAGGGACAACAAGUGCAGUGAGUUUCUUGGAUUCCAUUGGUGCCUGCGAUGACUUUUCCUACACUCACCAUGUCCCCACACUGAAGACAGAGGACGCUAAGAAGGUGUUGGAACAGCUAAACGUUUUCUCUGAAGAUGAUGUUCAAGCGGCUGCCGAGGCUCUAAAUGAUAUGCCCAUCAAGAAGCUUUACAGGCUGAUAGAGCAGGCAGCCUACCGCGGGCACAGUGGAGCUGCAAAGGCCAUCUACUCCGGCCGAGAGAAGAUCAAGAUGGCGCAUUUCUCCGAUUGCCUUCGUUUGCUUAGACGUGGCUAACCAGCUGUGGCGUCCCAUGUUGUUUAUUCUUUUCGCGUCAAGAUCUGUAUAACGAUUUUGCAGUCUGCAUGGAUUGUUCAUUUGUCGAGUAGCAAACACUGCGAGUUAUAUUUAA
This is a messenger RNA of Rhodamnia argentea, 2302 nucleotides long. Its product is annotated as vesicle-fusing ATPase-like. Gene Ontology annotation, biological process: SNARE complex disassembly; Golgi to plasma membrane protein transport; intra-Golgi vesicle-mediated transport. The record is from RefSeq and is a predicted model, not a curated record. Gene Ontology annotation, molecular function: ATP binding; ATP hydrolysis activity. Bases 1 to 2187 code for a protein of 728 amino acids. NCBI's taxonomy places the organism in Eukaryota, Viridiplantae, Streptophyta, Magnoliopsida, Myrtales, Myrtaceae. The transcript has 21 exons. Gene Ontology annotation, cellular component: Golgi stack.